AAAGUUAGCUCCCAGAUAGUUGUGAUUGCAGCUGUACGUUUUGGAAAGGUGAUGAAAUGUUGUCAAGAGAAACGGUACGGCAGGCAAAGAAAAUCCUCUAGUUAAUUAGUGUUGCAAGAGAGCAGAGGCAGCCAGUGGUACAAAUGCUUGCUGAUAUACGUUAGUCAGCAAUAGAAAACAUGAAUUAAGUUAGACAUCCUCUAGCUCAGUUACUAGAAGAAGGGUUAGAUGAACAGAUUUCGCACGAAAGGUGAGAAGGGCUUACACUAUACCAUACAGGUAGACAUUCAUCUAUCGCAUUUCAAACACCAGUAACUUCCGUAAACGAGAAUCGGUGUUUGUGCAGUGUCGUAAUUAGUUGAUUCCUUGUGCUGUGGCAAGCCAUCUGUAGUCAAAAGAAUAGCAACUCAACAAUCCAUUCAUAGACAUCCCUUCAAGUCCUGGACUACUUCAGUUCUACUGUACGUUGUGAAGAUGAGGCCACUGCAAGUACAAAUGCUCUUUCUCGCGUCUGUACUCUUCUCUCUGCAAACAACUCCAAGCAUUGCAGCAGAUUUAGACACAGAGCUCAUGAGGGACAUCUGUGCAGGUAACCCGCCGCAUUCAUUGAAACUUUUGUGCAAAUUUCUCUUUGGUGCCCCGUGUCCGGAUGCGUCACAGUUCGAGUUGGGAGAUUGGAGAUACACUGGUAUCAAGUUCAACAGCUCGUACAAUUUAACCGCCGCAAGAGCUUGCCCCGGAAAACAACUUGAAAAGCAAGAAAGAAAAAGGAAUGUGGCGAGUGUACCUACUGAAUGUCUUUCAGUCGUACACGUCGAUGUACAAGUACGAUACCAAUGUCCACUUACUCCAGCAGAAAAGGUUACUGUUGUAGCAAAGGAGGUAUUUGGAAGGUUGGGGCUACCUGCAUCCAAUAGUCCACGUGUACAACCUCUAGCUGGUGCGACAGAGAAGCCGAUGACACCAUCCCCUAGAAGAGCGAAACGACACACGGAGUGCCAAGAUAUGGUCGACCUCGCUAUUCUCAUGGAUUCUUCGGGAAGCAUUAGUAGAAGCGACUUUUCCCAAGCCGUUAGCGACAUGACCACGCUGAUACACUACACUUGCAAUGACUUCUCAUGUAACAAUGGUCCACGAAUCAGACUGGCUAUGGUGACAUUUUCAUCUCAUGCUAUUACUGUGUUCAACUUUAACCGUUCAGCACAAUUUACGACCCUCAGAGAAAUGAUAACGGCCAUCAACGAAACAGGAACAAGAUACAUAGGAGGCGGCACUGCAACAGCAGCGGCUAUAAAGUACGUCAGAGACAACAUUUUUGAUACUAGGUAUGGUAUGAGACCAAGUAGUACUAGAAGGCUUCUUGUGGUAACUGACGGUAAGAGCAACGUUGGGAGAGACCCCGUGGCCAAGGCUGCAAAGUUGCACGCUGCAAAGAAUGUGGACAUUUACGCUCUUGGUAUCGGCAACAAGAUAUCGCAAGACAACAUAAUGGAGCUCCUUAACCUUAGCGACAACACUCGUAAAGAAUACCUCCUCCCAUACCUCGCCUUUAGCUCGACCGUUGAUUUUUCUCAGGGAGUUCAACUCGUUAUCCAAACAAUAUAUAAUCCACUCCAUCCCAAGAUAUGUUCAGUAGAUGUGAAGAAAUGAGCAGUGCACAUGAACACUGAAUGGUUGUUGGUAGAGUCGUAUAUGACGUUGUCGUUGCUGGUUGAAAAUCGUAAUUGUCGCAGUGCGGGUUUCUUUGUAGCGCGUAUAUACGUCGAUCGGAAUAAGACGGAACUCAAACUUCUUGUUUUAUAGCUAAUCAAUUGGUAUGUGGACUA
Messenger RNA from Corticium candelabrum, 1826 nucleotides. RefSeq lists its product as uncharacterized. The transcript is spliced from 2 exons. Lineage: Eukaryota; Metazoa; Porifera; Homoscleromorpha; Homosclerophorida; Plakinidae. The record is from RefSeq and is a predicted model, not a curated record. Bases 475 to 1650 code for a protein of 391 amino acids.